Drosophila arizonae is the source of this 473-nucleotide messenger RNA. RefSeq names its product U6 snRNA-associated Sm-like protein LSm3 (gene LSm3). Gene Ontology annotation, biological process: mRNA splicing, via spliceosome. Gene Ontology annotation, molecular function: RNA binding. The record is from RefSeq and is a predicted model, not a curated record. NCBI's taxonomy places the organism in Eukaryota, Metazoa, Arthropoda, Insecta, Diptera, Drosophilidae.
UAAAAAGGAAACAAAACGAUUUACGUUUUUCCACGAUAUUUUUAUAAUUUACUAAUUUAUUGUGAACCUAUAGAUUUCAAUUGUUUAAAUGGCAACUGAAGAGGAACAGCUCAGCCAGGUAAUUUUGCCGGUCAAAGAGCCGCUAGACCUAAUUCGCCUCAGCUUGGAUGAGAAAGUGUACGUAAAAAUGCGUAAUGAGCGGGAAUUGAGAGGACGAUUACACGCGUUCGACCAGCACUUGAAUAUGGUCCUAGGUGAUGCUGAGGAAACAGUAACCACCGUUGAAAUCGAUGAAGAAACGUACGAAGAGGUGUACAAGACCACAAAACGCACCAUUCCCAUGCUAUUUGUGCGAGGGGACGGCGUUAUACUGGUCUCGCCUCCUAUGCGAGUGGGGUAGAUGAUGAGUGGGAGUGGAAGGAAUAGAUGCUGCAUUUUUCAAAUUGUAUUAAUAUUGCUUGAAAUAAAGUGCU